Molecule: messenger RNA, 453 nt
Organism: Paramecium primaurelia
Lineage: Eukaryota; Ciliophora; Oligohymenophorea; Peniculida; Parameciidae
Source: the annotation of a GenBank genome assembly
AUGGAUGUUAAAACUAUGUUGACUUAAAUACCUUCCUUUUAGUUUAUAAUAAAUAUUUAUAAAAGUAUAGUUGACUUAUUUACAAGAUCAUCUAUGAAAUUGUAGAGUUAAUUAAAGAACUUAGAUAUCUAUAUUUUAUAUAUUUUGAUAUCUCUAUUAAACUCUGAGAUAAUGCACUAAGAAACUUAUGAUUUUAAUAAUGUUUUCAAGAUAUCUAUAAGUUAUUGUAAUGCUGUAAAAUUAUUUAAAGUAAGUGUCUCCAGAUAUAUUAGAAAGUAAAAGAUCCUUUAUAUUUAAUGUUCAUCCAAUAUUUAAAAUAUUCUCCAUCUAAAAUUAACAAAAAGUAAGUUUGCUUUAUUGAUACCAAUUAUUACUAAGAAAUAGAAUCACACACUCAAUUCUCAAUUUAAACAAGAACCAAAAUAACCUGGUUUAGGUAUAGGUCGUAGUUGA